Molecule: messenger RNA, 6442 nt
Organism: Sebastes umbrosus (honeycomb rockfish)
Lineage: Eukaryota; Metazoa; Chordata; Actinopteri; Perciformes; Sebastidae
Gene: pkn1a
Product: protein kinase N1a
Exons: 19
Coding region: 84-2453 (789 amino acids)
Biological process (GO): peptidyl-serine phosphorylation; intracellular signal transduction
Molecular function (GO): protein serine/threonine kinase activity; small GTPase binding; ATP binding
Source: RefSeq, a predicted model, not a curated record
GCUGUUUGGCCGAGCUUAGGAGCGUAUCGAAGACUUCUGUUCAUCUGUAGUUUUUUGUGGGGUCAUUUGUAUCUGAGUGAACCAUGUGUUGGCAUGGUGACGAGGAGGACGAGGACAGCUCGGAGAGUGACCCAGGUGAGCUGUCGGUUCUGGAGCAGCUCGGCCUCGACCAGAACUCUGAUUUCUCCGAUUCCAGUGUGCAGCAGCUUCUGGACGAGCAGCGUGAAAGGAUCCGCAGAGAGAUUCGUAAGGAGCUGAAAAUCAAGGAAGGAGCUGAGAACCUACGGAGGGCGACGACUGACAAGAGGAACGCACAGCAGGUGGACAGCCAGCUGCGUUCUUCUAACCGCAAGCUGGACAACCUUCACGCUCAGCUGCAAGAACUGGAUGCUCACAUUGUGGUGAAGGGAGGAGAGGAGAAUAAAGAUGAGUGUCCUCAGUCUCCAGGGGCCGAGAGUCGCUCCUCAGCCCACAAGGAUCGCAUCGCUGCCCUGGAGAGACAGCUCAACAUCGAGCUCAAAGUCAAACAGGGAGUUGAAAACAUGAUCCCUAUCUACGCUAAUGGAUCCACCAAGGAUAAGAAGAUGCUGCAGACGGCCCAGCAGAUGCAGCAGGACAGUAAGACCAAAAUUGACAUCAUCCGCAUGCAAAUCCGCAAGGCUGUGCAGGCCACCGAGCACAAUGACGACACACAGGGUAACCAGGACCUUUGUGGGAUGGAGCUGCGUCUUGAGGAGCUGAGGCAUCACUACAGGGUGGAGCACGCUGUCGCUGAGGGGGCCAAAAACGUGCUCCGGCUCCUGGGGGCCAACAAGGUCCAGGACAAGAAAGCCCUGUCUGAGGCGCAGUCUCGUCUGAGCGAGGCGUCUCAGCGGUUAGACCUGCUGAGGGACUCUCUGGACCAGCGUCUGGCGGAGCUGCCCGAGGACCAUCCCAAGGCCAGUGUCAUCAAAGAGGAGCUAGUCCUGGCCUCCUCCCCCAUCUUCAGCUCUCGCCACGGUGCCCCCUACCUCCACAACCAGUACAGCACCCUCAACAAGCCCUCGCCUCUCACUGGUACCUUACAGGUGCAGGUGGUGGGCUGUGUGGGGUUGUUGGAGGUGGUUCCAGGUCGCAAUAAAGGGACCGCCGUCAUGCUGCCCUGCUACAGUCCCGGAGACACCAGGUCCUUCAUGAGAGGCAGCAAGGGGCUCUACGGACGCAGCGGCUCAGUCAGCGGGAAGACGCCCAGCAAGACAGACGAGCUCUCCUCUGAGGUGAGUGCCGUGCUGAAGCUGGAUAACACUGUGGUGGGCCAGACACUGUGGAAGACUGUGGGAGAACAGGCUUGGGACCAGACCUUCACUGUGGAGCUGGAAAGGACGAGGGAGAUGGAGAUCGCAGUCUACUGGAAGGACUACCGCUCGUUGUGUGCUCUGAAGUAUCUGAAGCUGGAGGAGUUCCUGGACAAUCAGAAACACCGAGUUCAGCUGGAGCUGGAGCCUCAGGGCGUGCUGCUGGCGGAGGUGACCUUCUUCAACCCGGUCAUCGAGAGAGUUCCUCGCCUCCAGAGGCAGAAGAAGGUCUUUUCUAAGCAGCAAGGCAAGGCGUUCCUCCGGGCUCGUCAGAUGAACGUGGACAUCGGGACUUGGGUGAGGCUGCUUCGAAACGCCAUUCCCACCGUCAACAACUCAGGAACCUACAGUCCCAACGCACACAGCCUAACGCUCAACUCCGGGGAGGUCUCAGUGGAGAAGUUGAGUCUGGACAGCGACUCUCCGAUAAGAGGCGAUUUCAAGAGAGAAACGGACGCACAAACCCCGGACCAACUGCCAGUCAUCGAGCCCUUCUCCCCCCCAGACCUCAACCCCGAGUGCCCUGUCCGAACCCCAUCUGUUGGCAGUAGGCAGAGGAAAGGUCCUCUGUCCCUCCAGGACUUCAGGCUGAUCGCUGUGUUGGGGAGGGGACAUUUCGGGAAGGUGUUGUUGUCGGAAUACAAGAAGACGGGCACGAUGUACGCCAUCAAAGCCCUGAAGAAAGGAGAUAUCGUAUCGCGAGAUGAGGUGGAAAGUCUAAUGUGCGAGAAGCGCAUCUUUGAGGUUGUGAACCUGUCGCACCAUCCCUUCCUGGUCAACCUGUUUGCGUGCUUCCAGACCUCAGAGCACGUGUGUUUUGUUAUGGAGUACACAGCAGGAGGCGACCUGAUGAUGCACAUCCACACGGACGUCUUCACAGAGCCGCGAGCCGUGUACGUAACGUCUGUAUAUAUAUAUAUGUGUGUGUGUGUGUGUGUGUGUGUGUGUGUGUGUGUGUGUGUAUGUGUGUGUGUGUGUGUGUGUCUGUCAUAUACUGUACAGGGGGAGACUGGUGCACUAACACAAGACAGGAGCCAAGCAAUAAAACCAGCUGGCUCAUCCGUCUACUCCGUGAAUCGACUCGCUGUGGGCCUGUAUCAGGAAGUGAACCCAACGUAGUGGUGAACAUGAGCCGCUGAACAUCCUGAAUAACUGGUGUCACACAGCUGCUUUACAACUGGCUCUGUUAACUCUGGGUUUUCCAACACAGACAUGAGUGUGUUCAUGUGAAAGAGCUCUUAAUCACAAGUCAAUCAAAUGUAACAUUAUCAAUUCAUGAGAAAAGUACUUAAUAUGACACGAGAUGGUCAUUAGGUCAUUAUUGAGCGAGGUGAAAUACAAUUAGGGCUGCACAACUAAUCAAAAUUGUAUCGAGAAAACGCAAUAUGGUCUACUGCAAUUUUUCAAAUCACAGAAGGUACAAUAUUUGUUAAUGUGUGCCAGAAUAUCAUUUUAAAUAUUGUGGUGCUGCAGAGAUGUCCUGGCCUACACAUCAUAUUCAACUUAAGAAAACAUCUUUGUUUGCUACGGAUCCCAAAAAAAACACUAUAAUCAUUUUAAUAUGUUCCCUCUAAUAUCACAAAUCAUAUCGCAAUUGCAAUAUCAGUCAAAAAUAAUAUUCGCAAUUAGAUAUUUUUUCAAAAUUGUUCACACUUAAAAUUCAUCCAAUCAUCAAACAACCAGAGUUGAAAAAGUAGGUUUACGGUAUUUUUUUAUUUAGCGUUUGGCCUCUGAAGAUAACCUGCACUUUAGGUUACCAUGGUGAUCUACCCCAGUUAAAUGUGAGACAGCUUUGUGAUACCAGUAAACUCGAGUUUAGCCCAAAGAUCAGCACACGUCUCUUCGUGAUACAGGCCUUCUGAGCAGAUGUGACGGUGAGCCGGCACAGCUCCGUUAGCACAGCUCCGUUAGCUCAGCUCCGUUAGCUCAGCUCCUGUCUGGUUUAAUCUAGAGAACUAAUUUAGCUUCCAACAGUCGACAGGGACUUUUUUGUCGUUGGUCGUCCUGCCCUUGUAAAAUCUGCACGGCUGAUUGUGACAUGAUCUGCUCAGCCUCCCUGUUCAAACUCCUGUAUAUAUAGACCUGGAUUUGGUGCUUAGCAUCCAUCAGCUGUGCUGCACUGCCAACACAGUCUGAGGUGUGUCCUCAUUGGUGCAGUAGUUUCAAUAAGAGAUGGUGCAACAACUCUGCACUCCCAACAUUCACUGUUCAAACUCUAUACGUGUGUCUGGACACAAAGCUGGACCCAGUCUCCCACUGUCUCUCUGUUGUUAAGUUGUAUUUUACAAACACACACACACACACACACUCGCUCAGCUGUGCUGUUUGUGUGCAUUUCCAUCCAAACACCUGAUUGGGUGACGGUGCAACGCUACACCUCUGUGAAACCAAUCAGGUCAGGUGUGCUAAGAAUGACUGUCAGUGUGUGUGUCUGUGUGUGUGUGAGUAACAAAACAUCUGAUUACUAGUCUACACACACACACACACACACCAAAUGUAUAAAGUUAUCCCGUUCUACACAGCAAUGCUGGCUCCUGCCAAUAGUGGCUUUAUGUGUAUAUUAGCUCACCAGGUUGCGGCCAAGGGUGUAUAAAAACAGCUAGUUCAUAGCGUGUACCUGCGCUGUGCCUUGGCACCGAGGGGGAGCUCAUGUGUGAGUGUGUUGUAAAACCCAUCUGUAAGUAAACCAAAUAUCAUUUUCACUAUGCAGUCAUUCAAACCAUGUCAGCUUGCUUCGAUGGGGAUAAAAAAGCCUCCUGUACAUACACAGAUUUACGGAUAAACUGGAGUCAGCGACAGUGUGUUUUUCUUUUCGAGCCUCCUCCCUCCCAGUGUGAUUUAAACAUCACCGCCUUCAGCUAGUUCACAGAGAAAAGAGAGAGCGAGAGCAAGAGAUAUGUUUUGAAUGAGCUGACAAAUAUUUAAGGAUUGUAUUGGGGUCGGGGAGGGAGGUUAGACCGGGGUUUGUAGUUUGGGGGAGAUACAGAUCAAUGCUGUAAAGUAUAUCAAUUGCAUGUUAUUGUCACCGUUGUAACUGCCAUUGUUUUGUUGUUUUUUGUUUGUUUUGUUUUUUUCUUCUAAGACAACGGUUGGUUGGGGCGGGGAUGCACAAAACUUUAUCCUUAUUUAUAAUUUUUACACAUAUAGUCUGUAUGUUUGUUUUGAAAAUUAUUGUGUACGUAGGAAAAGACACUUGUUUUUGCCUUCUUUUUUUUUUUUUUUUUUUUUAAAGAAAAAUGUCAACUUUGCAAUAUUUGUUUUCACUUUGGACCCAUCACUCGUCGUCGAGGAGGAGCUGUAUCAUUAUUAGCCGACAGUGUUUGUUAGAAAACGUCCUGUUUCCCCUCAUCCGUGUGUCUUUCUUUCAGUUAGCUGUGUGCGCGAGCGGAGAGAGCGUGUGUGAUGUUUAUUCGUCUACCAAAAGUCUUUAUUGAUGGUGAUUAUUAUUAGCUUUUAUUUUUGUCCGUUGUUUUUUUUUUAUUAUUAUGAUUACUGUUUUUAUUAUUACUAUUUUUGUUGUUACUAUUAUUAUUAUUAUUAUUAUUAUUAUUCAGGGCAAAGAUGACACCAAAUUGAACAAAGAAAUAAAUAGGUGACCGUGCUGAGAGCUGGACGGGUUUCUUUUACUGGCGAGGUGGAGCAAUCGUCUUUCUCACCGUUACGCUGUAGUGUCUGUCCACCUUAUUUAAACCGCCACGUAAAGAUAACCUCUGAACUGAAAGUCUAAUAGUAUUUUUUUAUUAUUAUUAUUAUUAUUAUAUAUUGUUUUCCUUUGAUCAGAUAUCAUGAUCGAUUUCUUGUUACCCCAGUUUGGGUCAUAAAUUGUGUGCUGUUAUUUAAUUUCUUCUUCUUCAUCCCUGCCCACUGCUUUGUUUUUUAUUCUAUUUUUUAUUCCUUCUGGUUUGUCUGAUGCUGUAGUAGUGAGCUGAUUGGUCAAACACCAGAGUGUUUUUUGUUUUUUUUUCCUAAUGCUGAGACUGUCGUGACUGAUGUUGCACUUGUGAUGGGUUUUAUUUUGUUUUGUUUUGCGUUGCAGAUUUUGGGAUUGUUGUGCAGAGAGGAGAAUAUCGGGUGUUUUCCUUAUUUUCUUUUUUAAGUCACAGCAGUUAUUUUUUAUCAAUCAUAGAUCUGUGACACAGAGCAAGAAAAUGAUUCAACAGUGUAUUUUUUUCACUGAUAUUUAUUUAUUGGUCAAUUGUAUGUGUUUUUUUUUUUGUUUGGUUUAUUUUGUUUUUAUGUGUAUUGCUUUUUUGUGGAGGGCAAACAGGACUCAAGGUAGAGGAGUAUAGUCUCUCAUUGGCGUUUUACAUUGUGUACAGAAAGCUAAAUAUUGUAUUCAACCAUCACACUAACGUACAGUCUAUAAAGUAACAUAGAAACCGACGGCACAGUAAGGUGCACUGUUUUCUGGCUUUACUGUGACUGUCAGACUUAUUUUGUUUACUGUUUACCCUCUCAAGAAGGCCCCAACAAACAAACUGCUCCUGGUUCAGAGUCGCCACGGCAUGGUGUAUUUGAACUCUAGUGCUUUGCUAAAUAACUCACAGUUAAAGCUUGUAUUGUUUGAAACUUUGAUGGUUUUUAAUCUGAAUGCCAGCUAUACAAAGCAGACUAGAUUUGUGUUUUUACGUUUAAGGUAUUCCAGCUGAUGAUAACUACUACGAUAGUGGACUGAUUGGCUUGUUAUUAACCUGCCCUCCCCGUUAGCGAAGUGGGACACGCCUGCUGUGAGAUAUCAUUGAGGUUUGUUGCUUGUUUUUUUUUCUAAAUGCAGUCUAGAUUGCAUGACUUUGCUAGUCCGCAGGGUGGGGGGGAGGAGGAGUUGCAGUUCAAAAGGCUUCCUGUAUGUACGACACCGUGGAUUUAUUGUCUCGACAGUUGUAUCAAUCGACACAGCUUUACUGCCUGUUUCCUUUUUUAUUUGUUUUCUCUUUUUGUUUUGUUUUUUGGCUGUAUUUUAUCUUCCCCCCCUCCCGUUCCCCCCCCAGUCUCAUUUCAAACAGAAUAAAUGCCAUUAUAUUGUGAAUACCUCAGGAUUUUUUUGGAGAAAAAAAACAAUAAAACACUUAAAAAUCAAAUAAAUAAAUAAAUAAAAACUCAUAAAAAGU